Messenger RNA from Drosophila eugracilis, 1093 nucleotides. RefSeq names its product dnaJ homolog subfamily C member 30, mitochondrial. The record is from RefSeq and is a predicted model, not a curated record. The transcript has a single exon. The coding region runs from base 104 to 799 and encodes 231 amino acids. NCBI's taxonomy places the organism in Eukaryota, Metazoa, Arthropoda, Insecta, Diptera, Drosophilidae.
GGGGAACAAGUUCAAGUUCAAGCAGCUGAUCCGAUUUGUUUUGGAUUUUCAUGUGAUAUAACGAAGCAAAAACAAUUACAUCGGGCGAAAGAACACAUUCGAGAUGUUCCAGCAUAGCCCAAUGCUGUGGCGACCGCUGUUCCUGCUACGAAAUCUGCACCUAAGUCAGUGCCAUCAGAUUAGCCAUUACGAUGCCCUUGGGAUUGGUCGGCAGUGCACACAGAACGAAAUAAAGGCGGCUUACUACAAGCUCUCGAUGCUGUAUCAUCCUGACAGGAAUCAGGGUAGCGAGAGCGCUGCCAAAAAAUUCCGGGAGAUCAAUCAGGCAUACGAAAUCCUUGGAAACUACCGCCUGCGCCGUCUUUACGACAAGGGUAUUGUUCACACAGCGGGGGCGCAAUAUGCUCAAGAUGUCCAGGAUGUGGCGGAACCUGUAGUCGAAGACGACCCGGAAACAAAGUUCUACAAAUCGCGAUUUAAAAAGUCUCGUGUAGCCGAUUCUGAGGGUCGCACGCCGAUAUACGAUUUUGAUGAAUGGUCGCGAAAUCAUUACGGCAAAGCCUUUGACCGGAGGCAGACCGCCCAGGCCAAAUACGAUAGAAUCAAGGUGCAAAAAGAGUAUAGCAAAAUGUCCAGCCAGACGGAUAUGGUUUUACUGUCCUUCCUUUUCUUUGGAGUUGCAGUGUAUCUUAUGUUCUUAGCCGAGAGCUCCUACGAUACGCCUAAACAGAAGGCGGAGGAUCUGUACAGACGCGAUCAGCAGGAGCGAGAAAAACAGCUGGCUGGGAAAAAAUCGUAGAGUUCUCUAGUCCACAGUGUACAUAGAAUUAAGUUUAAUCAAUUAAAUCAAAUGGCUAUUAUUGUGAGUAAGUGAUGUGGCAGUUUUCCUUGAAAGAAAGGGAUCCUGAUCCUGAUCUAGACUCGAACUUCAAAUGUUUCAUCUGCUUUUGAUUUGCACGUAUCGUAAAUUUAUAUUUUUCUUAGAAAAAUAGUUAGCUAAUCAAUCUUUGAAAACGAGAAAUGGGUUACCAAUUACGAAAUAAUAUUUUAUGACUAAGAACCAAGUUUUUAAAUAAAAUCACAAUUACUUUGA